This is a messenger RNA of Polyodon spathula (Mississippi paddlefish), 1418 nucleotides long. Its product is annotated as myosin regulatory light polypeptide 9. The transcript has 4 exons. Gene Ontology annotation, biological process: platelet aggregation; myofibril assembly. Bases 122 to 640 code for a protein of 172 amino acids. The record is from RefSeq and is a predicted model, not a curated record. Gene Ontology annotation, molecular function: calcium ion binding. Gene Ontology annotation, cellular component: myofibril; cytoplasm; stress fiber. NCBI's taxonomy places the organism in Eukaryota, Metazoa, Chordata, Actinopteri, Acipenseriformes, Polyodontidae.
UGGAUGGCUAGCUUGAGCUACAAAACAAACUUUUUAGCUGGCUGACUUGGAAGUAACUGCAGAGGAAAGAGGACAGAGUUCCCUAUCUCCACCCGAAGCAGAGGUACACCCAGCCGCCAUCAUGUCCAGUAAACGCGCCAAGGGAAAGACAACGAAGAAGCGCCCCCAGAGGGCGACGUCCAACGUGUUCGCCAUGUUCGACCAGUCCCAGAUCCAGGAGUUCAAGGAGGCGUUCAACAUGAUCGACCAGAACCGAGAUGGCUUCGUCGACAAGGAGGACUUGCACGACAUGCUGGCCUCUCUCGGUAAGAACCCGACGGAUGAAUAUUUGGAGGGGAUGAUGAGUGAGGCCCCGGGCCCCAUCAACUUCACCAUGUUCUUGACAAUGUUCGGAGAACGACUCAACGGCACCGACCCUGAAGACGUUAUCCGCAAUGCCUUCGCCUGCUUCGACGAGGAGGGCUCUGGAGUUCUUCAUGAGGACCACCUACGGGAGCUCCUGACCACCAUGGGCGACCGCUUCACCGACGACGAGGUGGACGAGAUGUUCCGCGAAGCACCCAUUGACAAGAAGGGCAACUUCAACUAUGCAGAGUUCACCCGUAUCCUCAAGCACGGCGCGAAGGACAAGGACGACUAGCGCCCCCUCGCUGUACCUUCUUCAACCAACCCCCAUGCCUCGCCUACCACCAACAGAAAACCCUGCCUCUGCCAUGUAGCCGCCAAUGCCCCCUAGGAACCACCAUCCACCACCUGAUAGCAGCCUUCUUGACACUCCACUAGCUUGGGCUAGUCCAAAAAGUAACUUCCCUUCACCCCUGCCUCACUUUAUCAAGCCAAUAGGAACACUCCAUCCACUGCUCUUCAUUGACCUGUCUCUUCGAACGCAAUAGAAAUUUGUUUGUUUUAGAAGCAGUCAAGUUUCUGUGACGUUUGUAAUUAGACCUUUAGUUUAGUGUUGUCCAGCAGAAAAUGCAGGCGGGUAGGGCGUCUGGAAAGUAAUUUCCAUUGGAAUUGUCCCCGUUUUCCUCGGUUUAAAUGUUUGAGCCCAAAUCGGUGUUUUUAAAACAUUAUGGUUUGUGAUAGAUAUUUAAAAAAAAAAAAAAAAGGGAGAUCACUAUAUAAAAUGAAUCAUGACAAGAAUGGAAUACCCAUGGAAAAGACAGCAGGUUGUGGACUGAAUGAUGACCUUAGUGUGUAGUAUCCCACCACUUUAAAUGGAAUGUAAUUAGAGGCUUAUUACAUCAUUUAUAGUACCUUUGCUGAACCAAAAGAAAGAUCCAAAGCUGUCUCUGAGAGAAUUAAGUAGACCAGUCUGCCUCUCUGUAGGUUUUUGUAUUUUUCCCCUCUCUAAAAUCCAGUUUAUUCUUUUGUAUUAUUCAGUGGAGUAACACAAAUAAAUGGGUUUUCCUACAUAA